Messenger RNA from Saccostrea cuccullata (small rock oyster), 1237 nucleotides. RefSeq lists its product as uncharacterized. NCBI's taxonomy places the organism in Eukaryota, Metazoa, Mollusca, Bivalvia, Ostreida, Ostreidae. The transcript is spliced from 2 exons. The coding region runs from base 181 to 1098 and encodes 305 amino acids. Gene Ontology annotation, molecular function: protein binding. The record is from RefSeq and is a predicted model, not a curated record.
AGUCAGAGAAACUAGUGAUAUACUCAUGUGAUUAUUAAGGCCCUUGCGCUUCUUGUUUUAAUCAAAGACCAUAUCUUCUCUUAAAGUAGAAAUAUGUUCUGACUACGGGAAGAAAUUAGGUUAUCAAUGCUCAGUCUGUGACCAAGACACCAAGACUGCGCAGAUAAGUAUGUUAUAGCAAUGAAGAACCUUGUGAAGAUGAGUAGAAAUAGACUCCUCGUUAUUUUGGUGGUUGUUACUUUGUGUGGAUUCACAAGUUGCGAACUUUCACUAGAAAAUGUUUAUCAAGAAGUGUUAGAAUUACGUGGUGCAGUGCGUAGUCUGGAGACGAAAUUAAGAACUCAGGACCACCGAAUAACUGAUCUGAUUAAAACCGUUAGGAGCCAGAGAGUUCUUCUUCGUCAGGUGAUUCCAGGGAAGACGGACGGGAACAAUAGUUACAAUACCGAAAAGGGGUCUCUGUCUUCAAACCGCUUCACCUCUAAGAUCCAAAUCAACAGAGCAAAUAGUUCUUUCUCAAAUAAUGGUUCAAAGAAUGUACCAGGAAAGACUUAUAUCGACCAUAACCGGGUCGAAAGCAAGAAAAUUUUCAUGAAUAAACGAGAUGAGAAAUAUGGUCGACAAGAGAGAUUGCUGACUGGGAUGUCCACAACUCCGCCACUUGAUGUUACUGCCAAUGUCGUUGCCUGCUACGCAUAUUUAUCAACAGCUCACAUCAACAUAGGACCUGACCAUACAAUCAAAUUUGACGUCGUGAAAACCAAUCAACGUCAAGGUUAUCACCCUGGCUCUGGUGUUUUCAUUGCACCAGAGUCUGGUUUUUAUGUUUUCACGUGGACAGUAAGGGUUGGUGCAUAUGGCUCAACUCCUGAGUAUCAUUCAACAGAAAUUGUCAUUAAUAAUAAUGUUUACGGCAGUGCAUACGCAGUAGCAAUACCAACCAGUAGCAGGGACGACAUUGGAACCGGAACUGCAGUUGCGCAUGUCAAUCAGGGUGAUGACGUUUAUAUCAGAACGCAUUCUUCAUACCAAGGUACUGGUGGCAUCCUAAGUGAUGAAUUUGGGAGAUCUUCAUUUGCUGGAUGGAAAAUAAAUUAAAUUUAAAUAAAGACAUACCAGUCUAUAAUUAUAUACAUUGUUUUCUCUAGAGCUAUACAAUGUGUACUGUAAACCAGCCUAUUUCGCUUUGGAGAAAUAUCUGCCUGGAUUGUCACUUUUUGUGAAUAUUUCUUCGUAC